AUGACGACGACUUCACUGCAACUAAAGCUGAGAGGAAUCUUCUUAGCCGACGAUUCGCCGGAGAAAUGGACCAACCCCUUCAGUGACAUCUUCACCAACGUCAUCGACGCCGUAAGCAACUUCUUCCAGCGUCUGAUCGGGAUGUUCAACCAGGAAUUCCCCCCGGACAGCCGUGACGAGCAGAUCCGCCACUGGUUCGACGGUGCCACACCCUAUCUCAUAGCUGCCGCCGUCUUGAUCACCGUCCUGUGUUGCUGGAGCUGCUUGCUGUCGUGCAUCUCUUCCAUUUUCGUCGGCUGUUUCAACGUCGUCCGUUCAUUCUUCCGGUGUUUCGGUCGGUGUUUCUGCUGCUGCUGUGGAAGAAGGAUGAGAGCACCCGGUAGAUCUCCGAUGAUGAUGCGAAGGUCUGCGUUUGAAGCUAACCCUAGAGGCUAUUUUCGUGAUCUUCGUGGGAAGCCUAAUAAUUUUGUUUACUAG
Lactuca virosa is the source of this 477-nucleotide messenger RNA. The record is from the annotation of a GenBank genome assembly. Lineage: Eukaryota; Viridiplantae; Streptophyta; Magnoliopsida; Asterales; Asteraceae.